This is a messenger RNA of Macadamia integrifolia, 748 nucleotides long. RefSeq lists its product as uncharacterized. Lineage: Eukaryota; Viridiplantae; Streptophyta; Magnoliopsida; Proteales; Proteaceae. The record is from RefSeq and is a predicted model, not a curated record. The transcript has a single exon. The coding region runs from base 131 to 637 and encodes 168 amino acids.
AUCGAAAUGGUUUUGAUUUCCAGAUCCUCUCCCCUUCUCCCCUUCUUCCCCCUCUUUUCCCUCUCCCUCUCUUAUAUAAAUCACCACUCCAUACCCACCCGGAUCUCGUUCAUUAGCUCAGAAAAGAGAGAUGGGUAUUUGCAGUUCUUGUGAAGCCACAUCAGUGGCGACGGCAAAAUUGAUUCUUCAAGAUGGAAAACUACAGGAGUUUUCUUACCCAGUUAAAGUGUCGCAGGUGUUGCAGAAGGACCCCAUGAGUUUUAUAUGUAACUCCGACGAGAUGGAAUUCGACGACUUUGUGUCGGCGAUCAGCGAAGAGGAGGAGUUGCAGCCAGGGCAGCUUUAUUUUGCGCUGCCGUUGAGUAAGUUGAAGCAUCCUCUCCAGGCUCAGGAUAUGGCGGCAUUGGCUGUUAAGGCCAGUUUAGCUCUUACGAAAAGUAGCGAUGGAGAUAAAUGUGGGUGUAGUCGGAAUGGGGUAGGGUCGGUGUCGUUUUCCGGCAAUAGGGCGGUGGUGAAGCCGAGUUUGGAGGGUGAUAAUCAGUUGUUCGAGGAGAGAAUGAGAAGACGAAGGGCUGGCGCCAGUGGUGGUGGCAGAGGACGUAGUUUUACGGCCAAUUUGGGUUCCAUUCCUGAGUAGCAGACUAGAAAUCAGAGAAUGAUGGGUGGUUGGCUGUUCUGCUGUAAAUAAUGGAAGUUUUUGGAUAUAGUAUUGGCUGUGAUUAGAAAGCAUUUCGCCAUAUUUACUUCA